Molecule: messenger RNA, 913 nt
Organism: Selaginella moellendorffii
Lineage: Eukaryota; Viridiplantae; Streptophyta; Lycopodiopsida; Selaginellales; Selaginellaceae
Product: mediator of RNA polymerase II transcription subunit 25
Exons: 6
Coding region: 2-412 (136 amino acids)
Biological process (GO): positive regulation of transcription by RNA polymerase II
Cellular component (GO): transcription regulator complex; mediator complex
Source: RefSeq, a predicted model, not a curated record
AAUGGGCGCUACUCUGGAGAUGGCGCUCGUGGUCUUUCGCGGCCAUGAUUCCUACAGUGGCUGCCUGCUCCAGAGAAGUGGCCGGACGCCGAGCUUGGAGCUGUUCCAGCUAUGGCUAUCGUCCAUCGAUUUCUCGGGUGGUGGAUUUGGUGAAGUUGCUGUGGCGGAGGGAUUAGCGGAAGCUCUUGUGCCGCCAAGUAACCAGGCAAGCCAGAGACAUUGUAUUUUGGUGGCAGCUUCAAAUCCUCACAGGCUUCAAUCCCUCAUCCGUGGCGCGGACGCGAAGCCGGGCCAUUGGUGGCUUGCGGAUGCUGAAACCGUUUCAAGGGCAUUCUCUCAGUGCCAUAUAUCUCUUUCAGUCUUUCAGUUGUUUGUCCGCGGCAGUGGCCAAGCAAAAUCCUCGAGCUUCUGACCCUUCGAAUGAGAUUGCCAAGCACACGCAGCACCUUGUCUUAAAGUACCUGCAACUGCGGUGUCAUCAGUGUCCACCGGCACAGACCUCCUUAAUUUUAAUUUCGUGAAGGCUUGGCUAACUUCUUUCUUUUGUCUCGCAGUGCCUACAACCUCUGGAAGGCAAUCACGUCAACUGUAAAAAUUGAACACGUCUCGACCUCUGGUCCGCCGCCGCCUAUGGUAUUCAGGACUUUAAGAGCAUCAACACUAAUCCUUUGCAAUCGCAUCGUCCGGUUCCUGCUGCGAGCGUGCUGAAUCAAAUCAGGCAGGGAGCAGGCUCAGCAGCGGUAUCAAGCAUUCUCUCUGCUAGAUCUUUAGCAGUGGGACAAGUUGGUAUGGGGAUCACACGACCAGUUAGUCAGCCAGCCAGCAUGGCACACGGACUUAGUGGCGAUGCAGGUAGUGCAAGCCUGGGACCAGUACAAGGAAACGCAAAUACUAGCAGCAUUCUGCCGUCGAA